Lates calcarifer (barramundi perch) is the source of this 1338-nucleotide messenger RNA. RefSeq names its product olfactory receptor 6N1. The record is from RefSeq and is a predicted model, not a curated record. Gene Ontology annotation, molecular function: G protein-coupled receptor activity; olfactory receptor activity. The transcript has a single exon. Gene Ontology annotation, cellular component: membrane. Bases 205 to 1338 code for a protein of 377 amino acids. NCBI's taxonomy places the organism in Eukaryota, Metazoa, Chordata, Actinopteri, Centropomidae. Gene Ontology annotation, biological process: G protein-coupled receptor signaling pathway.
AUGAUGUGUUGACGCAGUGGGAGCAGAAGACUGUCGGUCUACCGACAGGUGGGACAUUAGCACCCCUCUGACCUCUGACCUCUGCUGUGAGGUACAGGAACACAACACUGAUCACAGGUUAUGUGUCCUGAUGUGUAUGUUUCUAAUUUAGUGGGAUAAGAUCAGCGUCCCUUUGUAAACCAAUCAUCUGUCAGCGCCCUGCUGAUGUCACCGGUGGCCACGGCUCGUGGUUGUGAAUCAGUUAUAACUGUCCUCAGUCGGAGCCUGAGCCUCGGAGCUCUGUCGUCUCCCUGCAGGUUCACUGAUGAACUGUGGUGUGUUCUCAUGCUGUUGAUGUUUCCAUGUGAGCAGUUUAUAGUGAACAUGUUGAACCAGUCUCAGGUUGAGGUCCUGGUCUUAUCAGGUUUUAACGGGCUGAACCAGCUCAGGUAUCUCUACUUCUGCAUCACGUGUGCGAGUUAUCUGUUGAUUCUUCUCUUAAACGUUUCCAUCCUGGCUCUGAUCUGUGUGAAGCAGAGUCUCCAUCAGCCCAUGUACAUCUUCCUGGCCAACCUGCUGUUGAACACGGUGACUGGCUGUGCAGCUUUUUAUCCCAAGCUGCUCCACGACCUGCUGCGUGACGUGCAGGUCAUCUCCAGGACCGGCUGCCUCCUGCAGGCCUUCUGCAUCCACAUCUAUGUUUCUGUGGAAUGUAACAUCCUGACGGCGAUGGCGUUCGACAGGUACGCAGCCAUCGCACACCCGCUGACCUAUCACAGCCUCUUCAGCUCCUCCACAGUCCACGGCCUGUUAGCAGCUGCCUGGGUUUUACCUGUGGCCGGCUACACCUGUCUGCUCUCUCUGAGCGGCCGACUGCCGCUGUGUGCGUCCUCUGUGAGCCGGACAUUCUGCGACAACAGAUCCAUCACUUAUCAGUCCUGCGUCGACAUCUCCGUCAUCAGCCUGAUGGAGAUCGUGUUGGUCAGUGCCUUCGUCUUCCUGCCCGUGCUGCUGAUAUUCGGCUGUUACAUAAAGAUCCUCGCCGUCAGUUUCCAGGUGUCUAAAGGCAGCAGAGCCAAUAAGGCGCUGUCGACCUGCAUCCCUCACCUGGUGACCUACACCAGCUUUGUCCUCAGCGUCAUGCUCGAGGUGGUGCAGCCAGUGCUGGCCCAAAAAAACUUCCCUCCUGUGAUCAGAGUGAUCAUGUCGAUGGAGGGUUUCCUGCUGCCGCCGCUGCUCAACCCGCUCAUCUACGGCCUCAAACUGCCCGACAUCAGGAACCACAUCAGACCAAUGUUUAAAACUGCAGCACGAGUCAGACACACAGGACCACCUGUGACCCCCAAACUGACCGACUGA